Messenger RNA from Nezara viridula (southern green stink bug), 2766 nucleotides. NCBI's taxonomy places the organism in Eukaryota, Metazoa, Arthropoda, Insecta, Hemiptera, Pentatomidae. The record is from the annotation of a GenBank genome assembly.
CAUAAAUAAAAAAAAAUUAUUAACUUCCAACAACCAUAUGGUUAAAAUAAAAUGUCUUAUAACCACUACAAGGCAUUUAAAAUCUUUUACUCCUAUUUACACCUCAAAAUUGAUGUUGACAUUACAAAUAACUGUCUAUAACAGUGACCUCAGGAUCAAAAGUUAUAAUCCUGAAGGCAAUAUUAUGUGAAUUUAAAACAGGUUCAACAUCGAAACUAACAAAAGAUCGAUAUGUGAAAAAUUAUCAAUGAAUUGUAACCUCCCAUUCGACAUAUACGAUAUCAGAUAAGGUUAUGAAGAAAUAGGUUGGCGAUGAUGGGAUGAUGGAGGAACGACUGGUGGCGAGGUUGCGCCACCACAACCCCGUCCUCACAGUCACCGAGGUACACGUCGGACGGGUCAACCGCUCCAAGAAGAACCUCGUCAUCCAAUACCUCGACUCCCUCAAGUUGAACCCCAGCGUCGAGAGCUCUCCUGGAUUAGAGACGGUCGUAUCGGUCGACAUAACUUCCAGCACUGAGCAGGAUGACAUCUUCAAGAAGCUGCUAGCCUUCAUCCGCAACCUAGGUAUAGCCGAUGUAUCAAUUACAAGCGAACCCUUCGACGAACGGCAGCCGGAGAUUGAGUCGAUCGGGAGUAUCCCAGCUAUGGACUCCUCAUCUAAGGACUACACGCCCCUGAACAGCGAUGACAUGGAAGAACUCAUCAGCCGCGACAAGAGCGAGAGCGAGUUCGAGUUGAUACUGUCCCGACCGAGGCGAAACAGCAGCCGCGAUCUGCGGAGGCUUCACAGCGACCAGAGCAGCAAGGACGUCAUCGGCUCGAUCCUCAGAGUCGGCGAAGGAAGCAAGCCCCACUGUUCGAGUUUGACCAUCGCCCAGGAAUCCACUAGGUCCCGAGACCGUUCCUCCAGAAAUCUCCAGAACAAACCACGUCACCGUAUAAAGACCUUCUGGAAAAAUGCAAAAAAAAUAUUCAAAAGAAAAGUAAAUACGCCUAAGCAAGAUAUUGGAAAGCUUCAAGCCAUGAUUUCUAACGAUUCGAUGAAACCGGAAGAAGAAAAAACGAAAGAAAAAGGCAAACCUAAGGAUUUUAAUAUUCUACGAGACAUCAAAGCAGUAAACAAGCCUAAUCAGGUUAGUUUGAAUACUUUACAAAAGAGGUUAGAAAAGGUUUCUCGCGAUGUCUUCAGUAUGAAGAAUAAGUGCCCCGGGAUGAAGCUUGACGGACCAUCGCUCGAUGCUUACACGCAGACACUGGAAAGGAAUCCUGAAAAAGCUGACGUGCAGGAUACAAAAACUCAGACAAUCGACAAGAAUUGUUCUAGUAUAAACGCCUCCAUCGAACAGUGCAGUAGGACGCAAAGCAUCCAUCGCCAUUCACAUUCGAAGAGUCUAAGUGAGACCUCAGAAAUCAGUGCCGUCACAGAGUCUGAGAACCGAAUGGUGAAUCGCGGAGGGCAGAUGGCGCCGCCAACACUAAGAGGUAUGGUAACAAAUUUAAUUCCACUAUAUCCUAAUAUGCCAGCUGAUAUGAAGCGGCCUGUAAUUUGUGAACUCAAACCAGUCGGAGGACCGUUUUUUUUCAGGCGAAUAACACCAAAGAAACCCAGUUCCAAUUCAAUCGCAACUACAAGCUGUUUCACAACCACCUCAUCCAGUUCCACUAAUUCUAAUCCGGUCAAAUCUAGUUCACACAGCACAGUAACUAUCUCAUCUAUGUCUGUUUCGUCAAGCGAAGAACGGUCUGCAGAAAAUGGCAGCGAAGAUUUUAAAAAAUUCACCUAUCCACGUACGGAAAACCAGAAACUCAGUUAUGGCAUUGUUUCGAUGGCGGGUAUUUCACCAUUCGAAAAAGAGAGGCUGAAGACGACGCAGACUGUAGGUCCUCUCCUGAAGGCGACGGAGAUCAACACUUCUGAAGUGUUCAAGCUGCCCAAGGUGACUCAGACGAAGCCCAAGAAAAAAAAGAAGAUUCUUUCCGAAGAACCGAAAGCACCGGAGGUAGCCACCCAGACAUUCUGUUGUACGAACAGUACAUCUUGCACGGAGCUCAUACCCGUGAAAUCGUGUGGUACAAAAACUGAAAAUGAGGUACAACGAGUGGACAAGGAGAACUCUUGCCAUUUGCUAACGAAACAGCCAACUGAGACUAAAGAAAUGAAUUCGGAAACACUAGUGCUUAAGUGUGAAACCUGCCAGGAAAUGUUGGAUAAACCGGCAGAAAAGAAGAGGAAAUCAUCCGGAAGGCAAAAAAUCGAUAGGCCUGCGAAGAGAGGACUAGGCUGGGGUCAGUUUCCUAACGGCAACUUCGGGUUCGGGCGGGGAUACGCUCCAGGUAGAGUAUAUCCAAUAGUUUCGCUGGCAACGAGCUUUCCUGCUCGAGAUCCCUUCAAUCUGCCCGCUACGAUAGACAAAGAAGGGGAUCUGCCAUGCUCUAGGAUAUGCAACUUCUUUGGAGGCAGGAAGAAAGCCCUGAUGGAAGAACUGAAGAAGCAGAAAACGGAGCUGAUGCAGAUGAGGAUGGUCUUGGUGGCGAUCAACGAAGAGCUCCUGGCCGAAUGCACGGACCCUUCCUCGGAAGAGGACGUGAAUUCUGACGAAACUUGCCAGUCCAACGACAGCCAGGCGCCGCUCAAGCAGAACAAGAAGGUCACCUUCCGCGAACCCUUGGUCAACGAACGCAUUCUCAGUUACGUCAAGCAUUAUUAAUCUUCAAAACCAGUUUUUUUUCUGUAUUAAAUGUCCAUAUAUUUUUUGCUCUAUA